AUGGGGAAUGAAGCUUCUCUUCCAGAUCUUUGCUCUACAUUUGACGUUGAGGAAAUAAAACGUUUGGCCAAACGAUUUAAAAAACUUGAUCUUGAUGGUUCUGGAUCUUUAAGUGUAAAAGAGUUCAUGAGUCUUCCUGAACUUCAACAAAACCCCCUAGUUGCCAGGGUUAUCGAGAUUUUUGAUACUGAUGGCAAUGGAGAAGUCGACUUUAAGGAAUUCAUAGAUGGGAUGUCGCAGUUUAGUGUAAAGGGCGAAAAAGAAGCCAAGUUGAAGUUCGCGUUUAAAAUAUACGACAUGGACAAAGAUGGAUACAUUAGUAAUGGCGAAUUAUUUCAGGUUUUGAAAAUGAUGGUUGGAAACAACUUAAAAGAUACUCAAUUGCAACAAAUAGUGGAUAAAACUAUCAUGUUUGCUGACAAAGACGGAGAUGGUCGGAUUUCAUUUGAGGAGUUUUGUGAAGUUGUUAGCGGUCUUGAUGUGCAUAAGAAAAUGGUAGUUGAUGUGUGAUAUGUUUUCGUAUUUCAGGGCGAACACUGUCUUUCAAUCAUGAAAUCAUAAUCUAGUAGUACAUAUUUCCAAUCUCAGUUAUCUUUCAAUACAAAUGCAUCUUAAUAGUUGAGAUCAUGAGUCAAUUAAAGCUAUACCACCAUGGGAAACCAGGAAGUAUUAGAUAGCCGUCUCGUUCUACUGUGGGACUCCUGAGCAGUGCUUAAAUUCCGCAAUUUAUGUUAUACUCCAAGUAUUGACGUUAAUUUCUUUGAAUCAGUUUUAUUUUCUCGGCUUUUGCUACUACUAAUAACACUACUCAGAUUGGUGUAUUCUUUUCGGCGUUCUUACCUGCUUUAAAUGACAAGAUGUUGAUUUGUUUUGUUCUGAUCAGCCACUUGAUAACGUUCACUCAGUUUCAAUGUAUGUAUGUCACAGUACAUAUAUUUUUCAUAGAGUAAGUUUAAUCAUUCUUUCAAGACUGACUACAAUGCUUUACUGAAUACACCUGUUGACUUGGUAUCCCUAUUCUGUAUUCUUCGUAAUCGACGAAAACAAGUCGUUCUAUGAGCAUCUGUUGCACAUUGCCACUCUACUCCUAUUUUUGUAACUAUUAUAUAUCUUACUUUUCAAAAAUAAAAGCAUUGUAUUAUAUUCA
Messenger RNA from Schistosoma spindalis, 1147 nucleotides. The record is from the annotation of a GenBank genome assembly. Lineage: Eukaryota; Metazoa; Platyhelminthes; Trematoda; Strigeidida; Schistosomatidae.